This is a messenger RNA of Oryza sativa Japonica Group (Japanese rice), 5286 nucleotides long. The record is from RefSeq and is a predicted model, not a curated record. NCBI's taxonomy places the organism in Eukaryota, Viridiplantae, Streptophyta, Magnoliopsida, Poales, Poaceae.
CCAUAAUGUAGCUGUCUGAAAUCUGAAAAGAACGCCUAAUCAAAGCUGACAGCAACACUAUCGUAUACGAUAUAAAUACAAUACAGCUACGUGUCCAACGUAAUCAAUACAACAAAUAAAUACAAUUCGAUACCAUAAAUUCGAUUUGGGUAACCUGGCAUUAUUUUUAUACUCCUAUAUCGUUAGCAUGAGGACAUAGAGUUGCUUGUACUUACGGAGCCGAGAUGGGAAAGGAAGCAAGCGCGAUGGUUGCGAGGAGAAGCACCAGCCGCCGUGAUUGGAGGAGGUGGUGGUGGUGGCUGCUGCCUCUCGCCUGCUGCUUCGUUUGUUGGGUUGCCUCGUCGGCGGCGACGGUGGCGCCGGCGGCCGGUGUCGCCGUGACGAGCCUUCCUGGAUUCGACGGCCCACUGCCAUUCUCCCUCGAGACCGGAUACGUGGAGGUGAACGAGAGUACGGGCGUGCGUCUCUUCUACUACUUUGUCCAGUCAGAGAAGGAUCCUGAUGUAGACCCACUUUUAUUGUGGCUAUCAGGUGGGCCUGGCUGUUCUAGUCUCUCUGGCCUAACCCACGAGAUAGGACCAUUCCAAUUCGCCGCAAAACGGUAUUACAGUGGAGGAUUGCCGAAAAUUAUCUAUCAACCAGAGACUUGGACUAAGGUGAGCAACAUAAUUUUUGUGGAUUCUCCCGUAGGGGCAGGAUUCUCAUACGCGGCAACACAGGAAGGCUCCAAGACUAGCGAUACCAAGACAGUGAAACAGCUUGUUAUUUUCCUCAGAAAGUGGCUUCAUGAUCAUCCCCAGUUCUUGCUGAAUCCGCUGUAUAUUGGAGGUGACUCAUAUAGUGGUUAUAUUGUACCUACACUUGCGCUAGCGAUUGAUGAAAGCAAUGAUUCAGGAGAUAAACCAAUUUUGAAUCUCAUGGGGUACGUUGCUGGCAAUCCAAGGACCGAACGCCAAUUUGAUGAAGGUGGUAAAAUUCCAUUUCUCCAUGGCAUGGGACUUAUAUCCAAUGAACUUUAUGAGCAUGCUAAGGAAACCUGCAGAGGGAAAUACAAUGCCCCAGGGAACGCUCGAUGUGAGCAGUCUAUGAAAGUUAUACACGAUUGCACAAAGGACAUCAACAUGCUACAUGUUCUUGAGCCAUUUUGUGAAGACGUCGGGAGCCCCGGGAUCCAUAACAAUGAAGCGACAGAUGGAAUGAUUAGGCUCAUGCUGGAGUCUGCUUCUGCUGCUAAUGAUGACAUUAUUGAAUUCAAGUGUAGAAAAGCUUCUUAUGUGGUUUUACAAAUAUGGGCAAAUGAUAAAACUGUAAGGGAGAGUCUUGGUGUGCACAAGGGAACAGUUGGAGAGUGGAUAAGAUGCAAUUUCGAUGUAGAUUACAUUGCAGAUGUGUAUAGUACAGUGGAGUAUCAUUUGACGCUAAUGAGAAAAGGAUACCGAGCAUUGAUAUACAGCGGUGAUCAUGAUUGUCAAGUUCCCUUCACUGGUACACAAGCAUGGAUUAGAUUUCUGAACCUUUCUGUAAUUGAUGAUUGGCGACCAUGGUAUGCUGCUGGACAAGUUGCCGGAUUCACGAGAAGCUAUGCGAAUAAUAACCUGAUAUAUGCAACUGUGAAGGGUGCUGGGCACACUGCUCCAGAGUAUAAACCUAAGGAGUGUCUCGAGAUGUUUGCUAGAUGGAUUUCAGGCAAUACUCUCUGAUGUAUAUUCCUCAAUCAGAUCAAGUCAACUAUGAAAACAUGAGUAAAUGAUAACAUCAGAGAUAUGAAGAAAAACAUUUGCUGCAUGUAAUAUUUUGGAAAACCUUAAGAACUCUCACUAGUACAUAGAUAUCUAUGACGGAGACCAGUGGUCCAUAAAAGGGGCAUUCAUCUGUGUUGGGCCGAAAAUAAUCCCGUUGAAGAUUGGGCUUCACGGCCAUGCCCGUCACCGUUGUCCCCUCAUCGGUGAUGGGAUUCAGUUGUGGCCCGACACAGGUCAUCUAUGAUGGGCUUCACGCAUGCAAUCCAGCAUACAUGAAGAUAUAUUUUCUUCCUAUAUAUGUACAACUCACUUCGUGUCAUUUACAGGUACAAACCAUUGGAUCAGCAUGCAUCUGUACCAAACAAAAAUUUGAUCAAUUAUCCUUUCCUAUACAAAGGCUAAAAAAUAUAGCAAAGAACAUUGUGGCAAACACCCCCUUAUUUUCCCCUCCAGCCCAUUCCCAUUUUCCCCCAACGCAUAGCUUAGAUGACACACACACAAGGCUAGCUCAGCUCAUCUUCUUUGCCCGACAUAAUGAGUGUAUGGAUAUGACCAUAAUGUAUUGUGUUGUUAUGGUCAGAUAUGAUUAGUUUCUAUCUAUCUAUAUAUAUAUAUAUAUAUGUGUGUGUGUGUGUGUGUGUGUGUGUGUGUGUGUGUGUGUGUGUGUGUGUGUGUGUGUGUGUGUGUGUGUGUGUGUGUGUCUGAGAUAUGUAUCCAAGCCAUGUAAUCUAUAUAUAUUAGCCCUCCGAAGCACGAUACAAUGUGUCCAAUAUCUUCAAUACAUCUAUCUCUUCUUAUAAUAUUCAACAUGGCAUCAGAGUAGGCGACCUAUGCCAGCCACUGCUUAGGCUUCCGCCGUCAUCGCCCUUGGGAUGGUUCUGAUCUCUCGGAGGCAACCACCCGUUUAUGUUUUUCUUUGUUGCCGUCAUGCCUUACCUAGGGGAUUGAUCGUGAUCUCCUAGGCAUGCCUUGUUCUUCGUCAUGUUGUCCACACAACAGCAACAUGCCAACAUUGUACUUCAUCAGCACCAGCAUCAAUCGUCAUCGAUCUAGAUGUGGUAGUCAUCGUUCUCCUCGCCGAUCUGUUGCAGCUGGCCUUGAACAAUCGUCAACACCCCAUGUAGCAGGUUGUAACUUGUAAGUGGAUAUUACCUAGUUGAACUCACCAGACUAUGGCAAAGUCCUUAGACUUAGUAGUUGUUGACAGUGGUUAAGUGCAAACUUCCACCGUCAACUUCUGCAUAAAAGAAUAUAAAAUAUAAUAUCAAACUUAGUGAUAGUGUUUUUUUACUAACCUUUUCCACUAGUCUUGGUAAAUAUUAGUAUGCAGGUGAUUUCUGAAGGAAAAUACACUCGCCAUGCGACAAAAUGUAUCUCCGACCAAUUAUACACAAGAACAAGGAUUGCCGGGCCCACAUGUCAGUCAAAAUCGACUGAAUUUUAGCUAAUCCACUACUAACCGGCAUCAGGGCCCACCAGUCAUAGAGUGGAGAGCGUCUGUGGCAAGAGGCGGUAUGCCUGUUCGACCGAACCAAGGCUAACCCCCAUGUUCACCUGCUCGCACGUGGUGACCCCCUAUUGGUUGGUAAUGGUGGUUGUGGGUGCACCGACCUCCACAAACCGUCAUAUGGAGGCUAUAAAAGAAGGAGCUCAACUCACUUCGAAAACAUACAACUCAAGGGAAGUACAACUCACUUUCAUAUUUUAGGCAUCACUUUAGUAUGUGGAAUUAGGUAGAGAGUGAGAGGAAGCUCCGGAAAGAGUGUCCCAAAAAUCGGAGUUCACUUCGGGAUGUUUAGGAGGAGUGUCGGGUUUGUUGACAUUCUUCCACUGGAGUUAAGGAGAAGCGCCAGAGUUGUCGGUCUUUUUCUCUUGCUUGUACCUCGGCGGAUGCUUCCUUCAAUAAAUGCCAUGGCCGCCGCCGUUGUCGAGGCCGACGACGAAGCGAUGCACGUCGCGCUGUUCCCGUUCCUUGCCUUCGGCCACAUCAGCCCGUUCGCGCAGCUGGCCCGUAGCCUCGGCGCCGUCGGCGGGGUGCGCGUCACGUUCCUGUCGGCGGCGGCCAACGUGGCCCGCGUCGAGGCCAUGCUGCCCGCGGACGGCACGGCCGUCGUCGCGGCGCUGCAUCUGCCGCGCGUGCCGGGGCUCCCCGUGGGCGCCGAGAGCACGGCGGAGGUCGACGCGGACGGCGCCGAGCUGCUCAAGCUCGCCCUCGACGGCACACGGCCUCAGGUGGAGGCGCUGCUCGCGAGGCUCCGCCCGGACGUCGUGCUCUUCGACUUCGCCACGCCGUGGGUCGCCGACGUCGCCAGGCAGCUCGGCGCUAGGGCGGCGCACUUCUCCGUCUUCACCGCGGUCACCAGCGCGUACCUGACGGUCCCCGCGCGCCGUCGUCUCCACCACGGGGCGGCGUCGUGCCCGACCGUCGACGACCUCGCCACGGCGCCCGUGGGGUUCCCGCCGUCGUCGUCGCUGGCCACCGUGCCGACCUACCAGGCCGCCGACUUCACCUACGUGUUCACCAGCUUCCACGGCAUGCCCAGCGCGUACGACCGCGUCGCCGCCUGCGACAAGGCCAGCGACGUCCUCGUCUUCAAGACCUGCGCCGAGAUGGAAGGCCCCUACAUCGAAUACGUCGCCACGCAAUACGACAAGCCCAUUCUCGUCACGGGUCCCCUCGUGCCGGAGCCGCCGCAUGGCGAGCUGGAGGAGCGGUGGGAGACAUGGCUCUCCUCCUUCCCGGACAACGCCGUCGUCUUCGCCUCCUUCGGCAGCGAGACGUUCCUUCCAACCGCCGCCGCGACGGAGCUCCUCCUCGGACUGGAGGCCACCGGCCAGCCGUUCGUCGCCGUGCUCAACUUCCCUAGGAGCGUGGACGCCGAGGCGGAGGUGAAGAAGUGCAUGGCGCCGGGGUUCGAGGAGAGGGUGAAGGGGAGGGGUGUCGUCCACUCGGGGUGGGUGCAGCAGCAGCACAUCCUGCGGCACCGCAGCGUCGGCUGCUACGUCAACCACGCCGGUUUCAGCUCCGUCGUGGAGGGGCUCGUCGCCGGCUGCCGGCUGGUUCUGCUGCCGAUGAAGAGCGACCAGUUCUUCAACGCCGCGCUGCUCGCGCGCGAGCUCCGCGUGGGUACCGAGGUUGCGCGGCGAGAUGGCGACGGAUGGUUUGGCCAUGACGCGGUGCGUGACGCGGUGAACGCGGCGGUCGCCGACGCCGGUGGAGGGGACGACGACGAGAGGAAGUGGCGGGAGUUCUUGACGGAUGACGCCGUGCAAAGGAGAUUCGUGGAGGAGUUCGUCAGGGAGCUGAGAAAACUCGUCCUCUGAAGAAAAUCAACUUUGGCCGAGUUUAGUUACAAACUUUUUUUUCAAACUUGUAACUUUCCAUCACAUCAAAACUUUUCUUACACAUAAAUUUUCAACUUUUCUGUCACAUCGUUCCAAUUUUAAUGUAAACUAAACACACCUAAAAGUCUGUCGUGAAAUAAGGCGUGUAAAAAUAUGGUGUCAUGUUAUUGUUUGAUUUUAGUCUCUUUUUUUUUUCUAA